GUCCACGCAUCGUCGAAAUCGUACAGUUUACUGUACUGUUCUCCUUUAACAUAAAGUCCUUUGUGCCUGACAUAAAAAAAAAGAGCCCCACGCUUCUCAUUCGAUUCAUCGUAACCAGAAAGACGUCGGAAAAAGUGUCUUUUAAGGGAAAAAGCGAAUUCGAAAAUGGAAUCACAUGAGAAGACACUGAAGACCACGGGUGAAACCUACGGUCUUGAACCUGUGGCCUUGGAAAUGCAGCAGCCUAAUGGCAACGGCUCCCUCCCUAAAAGGGUGCUAAAAGACCUUGAUGACCUGUUCCCGUACAUUGGCGGCUUUGGCUGGUACCAACGGAUCCUGUUCCUCCUGAUGAUACCCUACGCGUUCUUCUUUGCAUUCGUAUACUUCGCCCAAAUAUUCAUGACCGUGGUGCCUUCGGAACAUUGGUGCUAUGUGCCUGAACUUGCAAAUUUGACAGUUGAAGAAAGACGUCACCUUUCGAUUCCCCAAAAGGAUUUAACUAAGUAUGAGAAAUGCCUUGUAUACGAUGUUGAUUGGACCGGUGUUCUGGAAACUGGUAACCUGAUGCCGGACUCAAAGUGGCCUUCAAAGAAGUGCAAUGGAAGAUGGGAAUUCAAUUUCACAGAUGUGCCUUAUGAAACUAUAGCUACAGAGCUGGGAUGGGUGUGCGAUAAAGACAACUAUCCCGCAACGGCUCAAGCCAUUUUCUUCUGUGGAUCAAUUAUUGGAGGGCUGAUCUUUGGUUGGGUAGCCGAUAAAUAUGGACGUGUGCCUGCUAUUGUAGGUACAAACAUGGCAGGUUUCUUAGCGGGAGUUGGCACAGCUUUCGCAAAUAGCUUCUGGUCUUUCUGCCUUUGCAGAUUCCUGGUGGGAUUGGCGUACGACAACUGCUUCGUUAUUAUGUACAUUGUGGUGGUAGAGUACGUGGGGCCAAAAUGGCGUACAUUCGUCGCGAACAUGUCAAUAGCAGUAUACUUCACGUUUGCGGCGUGUCUCCUCCCCUGGAUUGCCCUGGGGGUGUCCAACUGGAAGGUGUACACACUUAUAACCAGCGUGCCCUUGGUGCUGUCGCUGUUGACUCCGUGGUUCGUGCCUGAGAGUGCAAGAUGGCUCAUUUCACAAGGACGUCUUGAUGAAGCAUUCAAAAUUUUGAAGAAAUUUGAAAGAGUGAACGGAACCAAAAUACCUGAAGAUAUCUUAAAGGAGUUUAAGGAUACAGCCACAGAAAUAGCUAAAGCGGAAGCAGAAAUCAAGAAUUACUCCGUAGUGGAUCUCUUCAAGACGCCACGUCUGCGGCGGCACAGUAUCCUGCUCGUGGUUAUCUGGAUGUCCAUCGCCAUGGUGUUUGAUGGGCACGUGAGGAACGUUGGCUCGUUGGGCCUAGACAUGUUCCUGACCUUCACGAUCGCUACAGCCACAGAGUUCCCGGCUGAUAUCUUCUUGAUUUUGAUAUUAGAUAUUUUGGGUCGUCGUUGGCUCGCUUUUGGCUCCAUGUUGAUGAGCGGUUUGUUUAGCUUCUUAGCUACGACUGUUCCACUCGGCAUCCCAUCGGCCUCACUCGCGAUCGUCGGCCGCUUUGCCGUCAACAUAUCCUACAACAUCGGGAUGCAGUACGCGGCAGAGUUGCUACCGACAGUGGUGAGGGCUCAAGGACUGGCUCUCAUACACAUCAGCGGCUACGUGGCCACUAUACUCGUACCUUAUAUAGUUUACUCGGCAACUAUUUCUCCGGAGAUCCCACUUCUGAUACUCGGCGCAAUCGGAAUAUUUGGUGGUUGUCUAUGCCUCUUCCUGCCGGAGUCUAUGGGCAAAAACAUGCCACAGACAAUACAGGACGGUGAAGAGUACGGAUCUGAACAGAAGUUCUGGGAUAUGCCGUGUUGCAAGAGGAAGAUCUGUGAGCCCCCUGUAGAACAGCAAUAUAAAAUAUGAAAAGACAUCGAAAGAAUAAAAUUAGUUUUAUGUCAUUUAAGUUCCACAUACAUUAGCGGUGCGAGCGGUGAUAGCUCAGUGGUUAGUGAUUGGGUCUCCGUUUCCGGGGACCGAGUUCGAUCCCCGGUACGCACCAAUAACUUCUCGGAAUUAUGUGCGUUUUUUUUUUUUAAUUUCCCUUUUUUUAACGGUUAUGGAAAACGUGAGGAGCCUGCAUGCCUGAGAGUUCUCUAUAAUGUUUUCAAAGGCGUGUGAAGUCUUCCAAUCCGCACAUGGCAAGCUUGUUGGAUUACGGUCUGGACCUUUUCUUUCUGAGAUGAGACCCGUAUCCUGUAAAGGGUUCAUUGUAAAGGUACGUGGCAUCACAGAAAGUUCGUGCAAGUAGAGUGCCCACUAAUGCAAAUAACUUAACGUGUAGUACAAUUUACAUGUAUGUUACAGCAGUAGACCGUGCUAGUAACUUGGGCUCGAAGUUCGGUAGAGUUUGAUUGAGUGUACUUGCAGGUAGAAAAGCCUUUGAUUUAGGCUUAAGAAAACACAUGCAAUCAGUCAGUCGCGAUGCUAUUUUGAAUAAUCGCUUUGUGUAUAAAGACAUUUAAACGGGACGUUAACGUACAUAUAAUUAGGAAUAACUUAAUUGAAUUGCUUUUAUAUAUUGUAUACUCAUGUGUAAUAAUUUGUGAAU
This is a messenger RNA of Pararge aegeria (speckled wood butterfly), 2617 nucleotides long. Its product is annotated as carcinine transporter-like. Gene Ontology annotation, molecular function: transmembrane transporter activity. Gene Ontology annotation, biological process: transmembrane transport. Lineage: Eukaryota; Metazoa; Arthropoda; Insecta; Lepidoptera; Nymphalidae. Gene Ontology annotation, cellular component: membrane. The record is from RefSeq and is a predicted model, not a curated record. The coding region runs from base 166 to 1932 and encodes 588 amino acids. The transcript is spliced from 13 exons.